This is a messenger RNA of Carassius carassius (crucian carp), 3637 nucleotides long. RefSeq lists its product as uncharacterized. Lineage: Eukaryota; Metazoa; Chordata; Actinopteri; Cypriniformes; Cyprinidae. The record is from RefSeq and is a predicted model, not a curated record. Gene Ontology annotation, biological process: regulation of transcription by RNA polymerase II. The transcript has 3 exons. Gene Ontology annotation, molecular function: DNA-binding transcription factor activity, RNA polymerase II-specific; RNA polymerase II cis-regulatory region sequence-specific DNA binding. Bases 274 to 1062 code for a protein of 262 amino acids.
AUAAUUCAUGAACCAAGCCUUCUUCGUAGUAGGGUUACUGAACUCACUACCGGGGGCGUGGUGUCGGCUUUUAGCAGCAGACACAAUGAAACGAGGGGCAAUGUAGGACACCACGUUGGAGUUUGAAACGCAGAAACGCCGAUAGAUAGCAGAGGCUGCUGCUGAUGAGAAAAAAGCAACGAGUUGAAAGUCUCUGGAGAAGAAACGGACGCAUUCAGGAAACGGCUCUCCGUCGUAACUUUUGCUUUGUCGUUGAACGCAGUCGCACAUAAAAUGUCGUUCGCCUACUCGGAUUAUCUGGCCGCCGAGUGCCUGGUGUCGAUAUCCAGCGGCCCCGUCCUCCAUCGACCCACCCCGGUGUCUGCUGCGGCUCAGGGCCCUCCUCAGGGCCUUCCUGCCGGGGAGCCUGACGGGUCGAGCGAGGACAGGGAGGUGCGGGAGACGCUCCAGUUAGAGGGGGCCAACAUGAUGACGGUGGCGGAGAUCCUCACCGACCUGCACGGCAAGUUUCGUCCCAUGUCGGCCUACUCCGAGAGCAGCAACUCGUCGUGCGGAGAGAGCGGCUACACCACGUUGUCUGACUCCACCACCCCAACGCCGACCAUGACCCCCUCUGCCACCCCUGUCCCGGGACAGUACAAUAACACCCCUCAGCAGAUCUGGGGAGGAGGGGGCGCCCCCCGGUCCCCCACCAAGCGUCACCCCUGUACCUUCGACGGGUGUGACCGGGUGUACGGCAAAUCAUCCCACCUCAAGGCGCACAUCAGGACCCACACAGGUGAGAGGCCCUUUCCAUGCACCUGGCCCGAAUGCGAAAAGAAGUUUGCCCGUUCUGAUGAGUUGGCCCGACACCUGCGUACCCACACCGGCGAGAAACGCUUUCUGUGCCCACUCUGCGACAAGCGCUUCAUGCGCAGCGACCACCUCAUCAAGCACGCCCGCCGGCACCCCAACUUCCACCCCUCCAUGAUCAACCGCAAAGGUUCGGCUCAGGGAUCCGCUUUGACCCAGUCCACCACUGCCUCCACCACCUCCUCAGAGUACGCCAGCACUGCCAUGUAGACGCCCCCUCACCAGGACCCCUGCCUUCUGCACUGUGACCACUGUCUCUGUCAGACACUGCAGCUUGACUCGAUCGCCGUGCAUGCUGGGAUCCUUUUAAGCUCAGUCCUCACUUCCACAGGCCAAAAAUGCAGAACUUCACCAUGUCUUCCUCCAAACCCCUUCGCCCAACCAGUCAUGACCAAAAUGGGCGAAGGAGACACAAACGCUCAAGCACAUUCCGAGUCGCGUGAUUAAAUGAUCACAUGACUGACAAGUGAUGCCGAAUGCAACAUUGCUCUUAAAUUGUUUGCUUUGGGUGGAAUAAAUUCGUCUGAAAUACCUUAAAACACUAUUUCGGAUGCAUGCAGAGAAAAUGGCCACCAGCAGUAGCACAAUAUUUUCCAUCUGUCAUUUUGGUGUAUCACUUGUCAGCCAUGUUUUAGAAACUCCUGAAGGAUGCGUCACAGUUAAAAGGAAAGUUUACUUGUUCUUAGUCUUUUUGCAGUAGUUCCUUCUUUGUCAAGUCUUUUUGUAUAGCCAGAAUGGCUAACCCUGUCUGGUUUUGCUUGUCCACACAUGCUGUAUGAAACAAUAACCAGAUUCAUUUGCAGAUUAUCGUAAAAAAGUAUUUGUGUGUUACUCAUGAAUUUGAUUCUUGACACCCUUUGAAACCAAACAACGAUUGAACCGAAAUGGCCAGUGCGUUUCUUUUGGGUAGAAACACUGCCUGUAAUGCCGCAUUUCCACAUAGCUUUCCCUACUGGAACUGUAAUAAGUUAUUGUCAUUUUAAUUUACUUUUAUUUUCUAUUAGUAGUAUCAGCAUGGCAACUGAAAUAGUAGUAUUUUUUUUUAUUAAUUAACAUUAUUAGACCAUGCAUUUAUUAUUAUAAUUAUUAUUUUCCAUUAUUUUGUUUGUCCAUGCAAUGUCACAUGUUGGUACAUGUAGCAAUGUGUUUAAUGUGGAUACGUGUAGAUAAAUAUCUAUGCUUGCAGCUUCAAUGGUAAAGACGUUAUUAUAUGAACUACUAGAAGUAAUACACCUUAUAAUAGGGUUGACAGGACACGCUUGAAUAGAAUAGUGCUGCUUGUGUGCGAAGGUUUGCGCGUUGCGUUUGUGUGUGUGUGUAUUCACGCGGGAGAGCCCGUGAAACGAUCUCUCUCCAAAACUGUCCCUCCUGCGGACCUCUUACAAACUAUCUCAGAGAACAAAAAACACAUCAGGAAACUCAGAAAGCCUUAAAACCUUUUGACUUGUUUUGCACCAUUGUUAACGGUCGGAUAAUUUCUACAGGUAUGCCGUCAGGCAUCAUUCUUCUCGACUAAAGAAAUACACAUGCAAUAUUGCACUUUUUCUCUUACUGGUAUUGUCAACGAUGCUAGUCGUCUGCUAGUGUAAUGGGUUUCACUGUAUAGAUGCUACUGCAUAGUGCUCAACUAAACGAACACUGUGGAAGGGGAUAGAGACCUGGCACAAUAAAUCAAUACAAUCGUCUAAAUGUGCACCUUCGUGUGAGGAAAAUGGACUUGAUUUUUGUGAACUUUUCACUUGCGUUUGUAUUUUGCUUUACAUUUGGAGUGUAACGGAUACAAAAGGUCUGACUGCACAGUUCGUCUGGUCUCAAAACUACAGCUGUUUUACUGGUUUGUCGCACCAUUUUCUAAUCAUGCAAUAUUCAGAGCACUUUAAGUAACUGCUGGCAGUAACCUGAAGUGUGAUGACAACUUAUAAGUUCUCAACCACAAUAACAAACCAAACCGGAAUAGUAUAUAAGACUCUGUUUGUUCUGUAGCUAAUUAUAUGAAUUCUUGUGUGUCUGGCCGGGAUUUUUUGUCAUCUUUGCGUAGUUGUUUUCCUGUAGCGGGUCGUCUGUGGAUCUGUUGACCAUUGACGGCAUCAAUGGUACACUGUGUUAGGCUGCAGUGGGCUUUGUGCGUAUUCUCGACAGACUGAGACCUUUGUGAUCCCGUCUUUUGAUUUUUCCCUCACAAUGCCCUCUUUUAGCAGGCUGGAUUCAACUUUGCAUUUGAUAUCCCUCCCAUUUUACUCGACAUAUUUGCAGCUAGUACUCUGGACAGCCAUCACAAACCACUGGAUCAAGUCUGAUUUUAUUUUAUUUUUUAUUUGUUUGUGUUUUGUGGUCUUUGAUUUCAGUUGUUUAUCUUUUGUAUUUGGUUUGAUGUACUGGAACGUCUUGUUUCUUAUGUGUUGUAUUGGUUUACAUACUUUAGAUGUCUAUAUAUAGUAUGCAAAACAUAGCUCUCUAGAUAGUUUAGGAUAACUUGGCAAUCGCAUAGCGGAGAAAAUGCGUAUUCUAUAGUUCCUUUGGGAAAACGCUGCAUCAUUUGCUGUGUUUGAGGCAUCCGAUCUCUGCGGCACGGCUGCUUUUUAUCAUGAUGCUAGAUUGAGAAAAUGUAGAGUAAUUAAUUUUUAUUUUGAGAACUGCUUUGUUGCUUGGCGUACAAUCUAGAUCUUGUCCAUCACACUAAAAGAUUAUGCACUGAUUGGCGGAUAGUCUAUAGUGAUCACACUAAAGGAUGUCUAAUGAGAUCUCCUGAGGCCUCAGUCUACAGCCAUAUCUCAUAUCAGUCAAC